Molecule: messenger RNA, 1183 nt
Organism: Sorex fumeus (smoky shrew)
Lineage: Eukaryota; Metazoa; Chordata; Mammalia; Eulipotyphla; Soricidae
Gene: RFC5
Product: replication factor C subunit 5
Exons: 11
Coding region: 35-1030 (331 amino acids)
Biological process (GO): DNA-templated DNA replication; DNA repair
Cellular component (GO): DNA replication factor C complex; nucleus
Molecular function (GO): ATP binding; ATP hydrolysis activity; DNA binding
Source: RefSeq, a predicted model, not a curated record
GGCCGACCCCGACGCGAUCGUCCGUCCCCGCGCCAUGGACGCCUCGGCGGCCAAGAUCAGGAACCUGCCCUGGGUUGAGAAAUACCGGCCCCAGACGCUGAACGAUCUCAUCUCUCAUCAGGACAUCCUGAGUACCAUUCAGAAGUUCAUCAGUGAAGACCGGCUGCCGCAUCUGCUGCUGUACGGGCCUCCGGGCACCGGGAAGACGUCCACCAUCCUGGCGUGUGCCAAGCAGCUGUACAGAGAGAAGGAAUUUGGCUCCAUGGUUUUGGAGCUCAACGCUUCAGACGACCGAGGGAUCGACAUUGUCCGAGGCCCCAUCCUGAGUUUUGCCAGCACGCGGACCAUUUUUAAGAAAGGCUUUAAGUUGGUGAUUCUGGACGAGGCCGACGCCAUGACUCAAGAUGCCCAGAACGCCUUGCGCAGAGUGAUCGAGAAGUUCACGGAAAACACCCGCUUCUGCCUCAUCUGCAACUACCUGUCCAAGAUCAUCCCCGCCCUGCAGUCCCGGUGCACGCGCUUCCGCUUCGGCCCGCUCGGCCCCGAGCUCAUGGUGCCCCGCCUGGAGCACGUCAUCGCGGAAGAGAAAGUGGACGUGAGUGAGGACGGGAUGAAGGCCCUGGUGACCCUCUCCAGUGGGGACAUGCGGCGGGCCCUGAACAUCCUGCAGAGCACCCACAUGGCCUUCGGGAAGGUGACAGAGGAGACGGUCUACACCUGCACGGGACACCCGCUCAGGGCCGACAUUGCCAACAUCCUGGACUGGAUGCUGAACUUGGACUUCACCACUGCCUACAGGAAGAUCAUGGCGCUGAAGACGCUGAAGGGGUUGGCCCUGCAUGACAUCCUGACUGAGAUCCACUUGUUCGUGCACAGAGUGGACUUCCCGGCAUCAGUUCGAAUACACCUGCUGACCAAGAUGGCAGACAUUGAGUACAGACUGUCUGCCGGCACCAGCGAGAAGAUCCAGCUGAGCUCCCUCAUCGCGGCCUUUCAGGUCACCAGAGACCUGAUCGUCACAGACGCCUAGAGGCUGAGACCGCCUUCAUUCCUCUCCCCAAAGGGGGGACCCGUUUGGGGCAUGGGCUGGCGGGCUCUAUGCUGGGGACAUGCAGAACAGCAGCGAUGCGUGUCUGUCCUGACACCUCCCGCUGGCCUUCCUAGGGGGACAAAGCCACCCCCC